Messenger RNA from Hemicordylus capensis (graceful crag lizard), 2596 nucleotides. It is a transcript of the gene DDX20, whose product is annotated as DEAD-box helicase 20. The transcript has 11 exons. Gene Ontology annotation, biological process: spliceosomal snRNP assembly. Lineage: Eukaryota; Metazoa; Chordata; Lepidosauria; Squamata; Cordylidae. Gene Ontology annotation, molecular function: ATP binding; RNA binding; RNA helicase activity. The coding region runs from base 117 to 2435 and encodes 772 amino acids. The record is from RefSeq and is a predicted model, not a curated record. Gene Ontology annotation, cellular component: SMN complex.
CGCCGCGCGCCUGCAGAGGGUUGCUCCUCCCUUUCGGUUUUCCGCGGCUUGCUUGUGCGCCUGCCAUUCUGACGUCUCGCGAUAGCUUCGACCAGCCUGCCGUAUCUCUUUCCAAGAUGGCGGCUCCCGAUGUAGCGGCGGCAGUAGCGCCUGCUCAAUCUGAAAGUUGGCUCCGUACCCGGGAUGUGCUGAUGCCGGAGGGGCCCGAAGACUUUGGGUCCUUGCUUCUGUCCACCCCGGUGCUGGAAGGGCUGAAGGCUGCUGGCUUCCUAAGACCUUCCCCGGUGCAGCUCAAGGCUAUACCAUUGGGGCGCUGUGGCCUCGAUCUCAUUGUGCAAGCAAAAUCUGGAACUGGUAAAACCUGUGUCUUCUCCACUAUUGCUCUUGAUUCCCUAAUUCUGGAAAGCCCAGUUACACAGAUUCUGGUUUUGGCUCCUACCCGAGAGAUUGCUGUACAGAUUCAUGCAGUUAUUACAACUAUUGGAAGCAAAAUGGAAGGCUUGGAAUGUCAUGUCUUCAUAGGAGGGACUCCUUUAAACCAAGAUAAAAUCAGACUGAAGAAGUGUCACGUAGCAGUUGGCUCCCCUGGUCGCAUAAAGCAACUCAUAGAGUUGGACUAUCUGAAUACAGCCAGCAUUCGCCUCUUUAUUCUUGAUGAAGCAGACAAGCUUCUAGAAGAAGGCAGUUUCCAGGAACAAAUCAAUUGGAUUUAUUCUUCUCUACCAGCCAACAAGCAGAUGUUGGCUGUUUCAGCCACAUAUCCUGAAUCCUUGGCUAAUAGUUUGAGUAGAUACAUGAGAGAUCCUACCUUCGUGAGGCUAAAUCCCACUGAUCCCAGUCUCAUUGGGUUGAAGCAGUACAUCAAAGUUGUGAAUUCUCACCCAUUACCUCAUAAGACUUUUGAGGAGAAGGCUGAAAACUUACAGGAGCUCUUCAGCAAGAUUCCGUUCAACCAGGCUUUGGUCUUCUCAAAUCUACAUAGUCGAGCUCAACAUCUGGCAGACCUACUAACAUCCAAAGGCUUUCCUGCUGAAUGCAUUUCAGGCAAUAUGAAUCAGAGCCAGCGACUAGAUGCCAUGGCUAAACUCAAGCAGUUCCAUUGCAGAGUCUUGAUAUCAACUGAUUUGAUGUCUCGUGGAAUUGAUGCUGAGAAGGUGAAUCUAGUCAUUAACCUUGAUGUGCCUUUGGACUGGGAAACAUACAUGCAUCGGAUUGGCAGAGCAGGGCGCUUUGGAACUUUAGGACUAGCUGUGACAUACUGCUGCCGUGGAGAGGAGGAGAACCUGAUGAUGAAAAUCACGCAGAAAUGUAACCUUCGACUUCUUCCUUUACCAGAACCUAUACCUCCUGGGUUAAUGGAACAGUUUGAAGGAUGGGAUGUAGAAGUCACUGCUGUCCCAUAUCCCAAUGCUUCACAACAUGCUCCUCUGUUCCCUGCUGGAAGACCAGAGGAGACAGUGCAGCAUGGAGCAUUAAGUUCCAGUGUGCAGAUUUCUCCUGUUGCUCCUGCUGCAGCCAAGCCAAAACAGGAUGUCAAACACAAGAAGCCACUCAAGAGCAAAAUGGAGCAUACCAAAGCAAAGGCAACAUCUAGGAAUCCACAGUCUACUCACAGUACUGCAGAGCAGAAGUGCCAAAAGGAAUCUGACCUCCAAGCUGCUGAGCAGCACAAUAAGCAGGAAAUGGACAGGGAAACUUUGCAAAGUAUGCUCCCCAAGAUCCCUUGCCUGUCAUCUUUUAAGAACCAGCAGUCCACCAGUACAUGGACCAUGGCUGAAUUUAUUGAGGAUUAUGAGUACUUCAUUAAGGAAGGAUUAGAGAGAGAUGUGGAAAUUGUAAGAAGCUAUACAGGUCCUGGAGAGCAGCAUCAACACCCAGAAAAUGAUGCUUUAGAUAGGACAAAAAUAGAAUCUAGUGCACACACAGCUGAAUGGACUGGAGAGUCUGAUAGCGACAGUAGCUCUUGCAGUUCUGGGGCAUCCACUUCUAGUGUGGAGGAUCGGUCAUGUAUCAAAGCCUCUUCAGAUACACAGCAAAGAGUCAAUGCUGUGUUGUCAGCAGAUCAGACUCCUGCUCAGCAAUUCAGUGGCGUCCCUGAAAGACAGCAGUUCCGAGAAAUUCCUCAGCUCCCAAAGAAAAUGAAAUGGAAUGUGAAACAGAACAAACAGAAUAGGCCAUUCCACUACCCUCAUACUGCCAAGCCCUCCAAGAGAGAGGCUAUAGAAGAUGCGUUCCAGGACGAUUAUGCUGCUUCCCUUCCUUGUGAAAAUCAGAGCUAUGCAGAAUACUGGAAAGCAUAUUACCGGGCCUGGCAGGACCAUUAUGCGGCAGCUUCUCAUUCAUACUACCAAACGUAUCAGAGACGAUUGAACAGUCUGCCUGCAUAUCAUGCCAAUGCAGUCUAUUUUGAAGAAUUGCUGAGGGGUGGUCGGUGAUGGGAUUCGCUCCUGCUACCUAACUGUACUACUGUUAUCUUUGGGCCACCUGUCUAUGUAAUUCUUUUAAAUAUUUUUCAUUCCAUGUGUGUACUAUUUGGUAUACAUUCCAGGUGAAGUUCUGCAACAGCUUUGUGAUGCCAAUAAACAAUAUGAAAAUA